Rotaria sp. Silwood2 is the source of this 414-nucleotide messenger RNA. Lineage: Eukaryota; Metazoa; Rotifera; Eurotatoria; Philodinida; Philodinidae. The record is from the annotation of a GenBank genome assembly.
AUGAGAUUUAAUCUAGGUAAAUAUGAUGAAAAACGUGAUAUAGCUGAACAAUUACGUCAUUAUUUAAAAGAACAAAUGAUUACACAUAAGAUUUUAAAUGGAUUUAUUGAUGUACUUGUUGCUAAUGAUGUUUAUGAUGGUAUUAAUUCAUUAAUGCAAAUUAGUGGUGUUGGUGGAUUUCGUCCAAAUACGGUACAAAAAAGGAGAGUUUAUUUUUGGAAUUGAUACUAGAAAAUAUUGAUCUAAUGUCAAACACGAGUUUAAAUUAUGAAACCAAUUGCUAGACAAUGGAUCGUUCAAGUUUGAUGAAAGAAUAGUAUUCUCAUAGUGUUUUAUGUCGCUUCAAAAGUGUACAGAAAAGUUUUUUGCCAUAUUUGACGAGAGAAUCUUUUCAAGAUAUUUCAUUCUUGAGAU